AGAAGCACUUUAUCUUUCACUUUUUCCAUAAACACACAAUCAUCUGACUCAAAGCAAUCUAUUCAAACUUCAAACUUCAAACUUCAACUCUUUUCCAAAUCUUUUACCUUCCUAUCACAGCAUUUUACCACCCACCAUGUCGGGUAUUAUUCACAAGGUCAAGGAUGCCGUGACCGGUCAUCAUCAUGAUGAGUCCAAGACAUCCAGCAGCAAGACUGAUGAUACCCGUGAUACUUACGGAUCCUCACACAACACUACGGACAACGCUCCUAGCAAAUACACUUCUACCGGCGCAGGCUCCAACACCUAUGGCUCUGGAUCUGGAGCCGGCUAUGAUACCACAUCCACUACCGGUGCUGGAGGCUACGGCAGUGGCACUGGCACUGGCACUGGUGGCCUAAAUUCUGGCUCCGGCUAUGAGACAGGUACCUCGACUGGAGCUGGAGGCUACGGAACUGGUGCUAGCACUGGCCACGGUGCCCACAGCUCUGGAACUAUCCAUGACUCCCGCAAGGGUCCAAUUGAUGUCGGCCCAGGAGCAUCCGGAAACCACGGCAGCAAAUCUGAUACCUACGGAUCCAACACUGGUUCCACCACCAAUGCUGGCCCCCAUGACUCUAAGCUAGUCAACAAGCUUGACCCCCGUGUCGAUAGCGAUCUUGACAACCGAGGAAAGCACGCUGGAACUACCGGCUCUAGCAACACCUACGGCAGCACCACUGGCCACUCUUCUGGACAGACCGGCUAUGGCUCCAGCAACCCCCUGACUGGCGGCACCACCGGUCACUCUUCUGGACACGGCUCCAGCAACCCUUUGUCUAGCAGCGACAACUAUGGUAGCACCACCGGCCACUCUUCUGGACAGACCGGCUAUGGCUCUAGCAACCCCCUAUCUGGUAGCACCACCGGCCACUCUUCUGGACAGACCGGCUAUGGCUCUAGCAACCCCCUAUCUGGUGGCACCACCGGUCACUCUUCUGGACUGACUGGACACGGCUCCAACAACCCUUUGUCUAGCAGCGACAACUAUGGCAGCACCACCGGUCACUCUUCUGGACUGACUGGACACGGCGCCAGCAACCCUUUGUCUGGCAGCGACAACUAUGGCAGCACCACCGGCCACUCUUCUGGACAGACCGGCUAUGGCUCUAGCAACCCCCUAUCUGGUGGCACCACCGGUCACUCUUCUGGACUGACUGGACAAGGCGCCAGCAACCCUUUGUCUGGCAGCGACAACUACGGCAGCACCACCGGCCACUCUUCUGGACAGACCGGCUAUGGCUCCAGCAACCCUCUAUCUGGUGGCACUACCGGUCACUCUUCUGGACUGACUGGACACGGCGCCAGCAACCCUUUGUCUGGCAGCGACAACUACAGCAGCACCACCGGCCACUCUUCUGGACAGACCGGCUAUGGCUCUAGCAACCCCCUAUCUGGUAGCACCACCGGUCACUCUGGACAGACUGGCUAUGGCUCGAGCAAGCCCCUGUCCGGUAGCGACACCUAUGGUAGCUCCACCGGUCACUCCACUGGACAGUCGAGCUAUGGCGCCAAUGACUCCUACGGAGCCGGUGGUGGCAGCAGCUACAACGACCAAACCUCGAAGACUGGGAAGACCACUGGUCCCCACAGCUCCGACCUAUUGAACAAGCUUGACCCCAGAGUUGACGAGAAGGAAGCGCCUGGCAGCCAGCGCAACUACUAG
Messenger RNA from Penicillium samsonianum, 1705 nucleotides. RefSeq lists its product as uncharacterized. Bases 137 to 1705 code for a protein of 522 amino acids. Lineage: Eukaryota; Fungi; Ascomycota; Eurotiomycetes; Eurotiales; Aspergillaceae. The transcript is spliced from 3 exons. The record is from RefSeq and is a predicted model, not a curated record.